AAGUUAAGUUGAUAAGGGUGUAACCCUCAUCCAUUGGAAACUCUUUCCCAGAUUUCAUCACUACAAGAAGAACAAAUUCCAAGCAUUUUGCAUGACAUUCAAUCUGGUAAGACCAUGUUGUUGUUUACUGAUUCAAUGUUAAAAUUCAAUCUCUUUCAUGUUUUCACUCAUACUACUACACUUCACUCUACUUUAACUGUUCAUUGCAGCAAUCAUUUUUCUAAUUUAUCUGUUUCUGUUUCCAACACAAAUCAAGAUGACUCUUUUAUGUUAUCAAACAUCAUUAACUCAGCUGGGUUGUCCCCUGAAACAUCCCUUAAACUUAAAAACUCUGAUGAUGGCCCAAAUGCUGUAAUUCAACUUCUCAGAAACUAUGACUUCUCUGAUUCCCAAAUAUCAACCCUUGUUAAGAAACAUCCUAGAGUACUUUUAUCAAACCCUGAAAAGACCCUUUUGCCUAAACUCGAGUUUUUGCUAUCUAUUGGGGUUUCAACCACUGAUCUCCCUAAAAUCCUAAUUGGUAACACUACCUUUUUUAAAAGAAGUUUGGAGGAAAACAUUAUACCUCGUUAUCACAUUAUCAGGACCCUUGUUCGCAAUGAUAAAGAGCUAAUUUCAGUUAUGAAGAAUUGGACAACCAACGUUUACCCUGAUUCCAUGGUUCCAAACAUUGAGGUUUUAAGGAAUCUUGGUGUGCCUCAACAUUCGGUUUCCUUUAUGGUAACCAAUUUUCCCAGUGGAGCAUUCGCCAAGCAUUCUAGAUUUGUUGAGGCUGUUAAUUUAGUUAAGGAAAUGGGGUUCGAUCCUUUGAAGUCGAAUUUUGUUUUGGCAGUUCCAGUAAUUGCAAGGAUGAACAAAGAGACGUGGGAAUUGAAAUUGAAGAUUUUUGAGAGGUGGGGAUGGUCGAAAGAUAUCUGUCUUUUGGUGUUCCAAAAGUAUCCUCGAUGUAUGGCGACCUCGGCAAAAAAGAUUCAAAAAAUAAUGAGUUUCUUGGUGAACGAUAUGGGUUUUACACCAUACGACAUUGCUAGAUGCCCUUCGGUUUUUAACCGUAGCUUGGAGAAAACAAUUGUCCCUAGAUGUACAGUUAUUAAGAUUUUGAUGUCAAAGGGUUUCAUAAAGAGUAGUUUGAGCAUAAAUACCUUUAUUAUGAUAAGGGAGAAAACAUUUUGGGAGAGAUAUCUUACCGCUUUUCAGAAGGAUUAUCCACUCUUAUUGGAUGCAUAUAAAGGUCAGAAUUCCGAUUGAUCAUCUGGAUAUGCUCUACGCUUUCAAGAUAUUUAGUAGUUAUACUUCAUAGGAGAAGUUGAUUAUUAAUUUUUUUGUGAUUUUCAUUUACGGCUUACUUGUUUUUAGACCUGAUCUUCAACCUGUGUUUGUUUUGUUUCAUUUAGAUUUGAAACUUCCCUAGAUAAUCAGUUUUUACUAGUUAGGUGUACCAAUGGUGUUUUUUACCUUUUCCUAUGUAGUAUUUGAUAAAAAAAAAAGUCCUUUAGUCUUCUGUUAUGAGGGCAUCUGUGUAUUUACACUAACAAAAUUUAGAAUAUAUUUUGGAGUACUAUCAUGCAUGGUAUGUUACUGAUAA
Molecule: messenger RNA, 1585 nt
Organism: Trifolium pratense (red clover)
Lineage: Eukaryota; Viridiplantae; Streptophyta; Magnoliopsida; Fabales; Fabaceae
Exons: 1
Coding region: 115-1248 (377 amino acids)
Biological process (GO): regulation of DNA-templated transcription; chloroplast organization
Cellular component (GO): chloroplast
Molecular function (GO): double-stranded DNA binding
Source: RefSeq, a predicted model, not a curated record